AUGGGCAGUGCGUAUGAGGAUAGGCGCAAAAGCCAAAAUCGAGAGGCUCAAAGACGAUAUAGGCAAAAGAUGCGAAAGAAGAAAAAACACGGCGGCUCCGACGACGACGAUAUACACUGCGGUGCUUUUGGCAUGCAGCUGCUUUCCGGCCCGGAGCGAGGUUCCUUCGAGUCUUCUCAUUGCGAGUAUAGUAGAGCGGACGAGUCCCAGAACUGUGGAGAUGGACUGGGUGUCAAUUACGGAAACUACUCUGGGACGCUGCAGGCGAACUCUCAGGCCAGACAGGCCAGCCUUGGCGUCAACAUGGACUUUGGGGACAUUUCCUGGACUUGCACGCCCGGCGUCUCGACGAGCAGUAAUAUUCCGCCAGUGGAGAUGCCACUGUCGCCUGCCAGUCCAUGUCAAAGCGCCAGUUUGGCAACAGCUCCGUCCUUAGCAGCGAGGAUGGACAUGUCAAGAUCGCGUCCUGGAUCUGGCAAGUCCUCAACGGUGCCGCCGGUGCCCGACAGAACAAAUUCUGCGCAUACCAAAAUUGUUUCCAAAGCCUGCGGAAUGGUGCAGGAGCUCAGAAAACUCUACAGUCUGGGCGUGGAGCUGGAGCUGCUGCAGCAGGAAAGUGGCGUGCCCGCGCAUUUGGACGCGGUGGAAGAGCUGAUUAAUCGUUCAGGUAGAGGUGCACAAGAUAUGCAAGGAACAGCAGAGAGAGGAGAGGGAGGGUGA
Akanthomyces muscarius is the source of this 720-nucleotide messenger RNA. RefSeq lists its product as uncharacterized. NCBI's taxonomy places the organism in Eukaryota, Fungi, Ascomycota, Sordariomycetes, Hypocreales, Cordycipitaceae. The coding region runs from base 1 to 720 and encodes 239 amino acids. Gene Ontology annotation, biological process: regulation of DNA-templated transcription. Gene Ontology annotation, molecular function: DNA-binding transcription factor activity. The record is from RefSeq and is a predicted model, not a curated record. The transcript is spliced from 3 exons.